This is a messenger RNA of Bufo gargarizans (Asiatic toad), 1558 nucleotides long. RefSeq names its product monocarboxylate transporter 4-like. The record is from RefSeq and is a predicted model, not a curated record. Gene Ontology annotation, molecular function: 2-oxoglutarate-dependent dioxygenase activity; methyltransferase activity; monocarboxylic acid transmembrane transporter activity. Gene Ontology annotation, biological process: monocarboxylic acid transport; transmembrane transport. The transcript is spliced from 5 exons. The coding region runs from base 1 to 1551 and encodes 516 amino acids. NCBI's taxonomy places the organism in Eukaryota, Metazoa, Chordata, Amphibia, Anura, Bufonidae.
AUGGCGGCUAAUCCCAUAGAAAUUGUCACCAACAGGCUGUACUUUACUAAUGUCCCUCAAGAUGGCAGGUCUAGGUAUGGAUCCAACUCCAUCAUCAAGUUUGCAGAUGACUCCACGGUGAUCGGUCUCAUCAGUGACAACGAUGAGUCUGACUAUAGGGAACAGGUAAAGCACCUAGCUGUAUGGUGCGCUGACAAUAACCUGCUCCUGAAUACCAGCAAGACAAAAGAGCUCAUUGUGGACUUCAGGAAGGAGAACCCCACCCAUGAAUCUAUCCACAUAAUUGGCACGGCUGUUGAAUGGGUUUCCAGCUUCAAGUUCCCGGGGACCCACAUCUGUGAGAAUCUGUCCUGGUCAACCAACAUCUCCAGCCUGGUCAAGAAGGCACAUCAGCGCCUGUUUUUCUUCAGGACACUGAAGAAAAACCACCCGUCUGCUGACCUACUGGUUGAUUUCUAUAACCUCCCACUGUAUACUGAUGACAGGUAUAAAGUAUGGCAUACUACAUAUCUGACUAUGAUUAUAUUUUGUCUUCUAGGUCCUCUCUGUAGUAUCUGUGUGAACCGGUUUGGGUGCCGGCCAGUAAUGAUGGUUGGUGGUCUAUUUGCCUCAUUUGGGAUGGUGUGUGCAUCGUUUUGUACAAACAUCAUAGCAAUCUACUUCACAGCCGGAGUCGUCACAGGCCUCGGACUGGCAUUGAAUUUCCAGCCUUCACUCAUCAUGUUAAAUCGAUACUUUGACAAACGCCGUCCACUGGCCAAUGGAUUGGCGGCUGCUGGAAGCCCGGUGUUCCUUUGUGCCCUGUCUCCUUUAGGGCAGAUUCUCCAGCAUGAGUUUGGCUGGCGAGGAGGCUUUCUUAUAUUAGGAGGCCUGCUCCUUAACUGCUGUGCAUGUGGUGCCCUGAUGAGGCCACCAAAUAAACAAAAAGAAGAGACCAAAGAAGUAGUAAAGCCCAAACCUAAAAAACUGCUUGACUUCUCUGUGUUCAAGGACCGUGGAUUUGUUAUCUACACUAUAGCUGCUUCUAUUAUGGUUCUAGGGCUUUUUGUACCUCCGGUAUUUGUGGUGAGCUAUGCAAAAGACCUUGGGAAUGAAGAUACAAAAGCCUCUUUCCUUCUCUCCAUUCUAGGGUUUAUUGACAUCUUUGCACGGCCCACCUGUGGUAUCAUCGCUGGGCUGAAAUGGGUUCGACCACGCUGCGUCUACCUGCUCGGCUUCGCCAUGAUCUUUAAUGGAUUCACUGAUCUGAUGGGAUCCAUGGCGGACACCUACGCAGGCCUGGUGGUGUUCUGCAUCUUUUUUGGAAUUUCAUAUGGGAUGGUCGGUGCCUUACAGUUUGAGGUCCUCAUGGCAAUUGUUGGCACACACAAGUUCUCCAGUGCUAUUGGAUUAGUUCUUCUGGCAGAAGCAAUAGCUGUCCUUAUUGGACCACCAUCAGCAGGUAAGCAUAGGAAGGGACAUUUCUUGGUGUUUCCUAUUCCAUCUCUUAGGAAAUGUAAGCAACAUCAAUGUUAUAUUGCCCGAGAGUUAAUAAUCCACCGGGACCUAUAAUAGAAUA